GUGUAAACACUCAUUUCCAUUCCGGCUGGCAAGGGCUGGGGCUCCACUCCGCUUGGAGACUGGAGCACAGAACUGAGCCCUGGCCGCCGCCCGCUCGCUCUCCUCUCGCGCCUCCUAGCUCCGAGCCCAGCGAGCGUCCGGAGCCCCGGGGUGCGAAGGACGAGCCUCUGGCUUCUGUGGCCUCUGAGCGGUCUUUCCUUCCCACUUGGUGAGCCAGCCAGCGGGGGAGCCAUGGACCCGAGAGCUUGGCCUCUGCACCGAGCGGCUUUCGCCCUCCUUUGCACUUGGUGUGCACUGACCGGCGUGGGAGCCAAGAGGCAAUUUGUCAAUGAAUGGGCAGCCGAGAUCUCCGGGGGACCCGAGGCAGCCUCGGCCAUCGCGGAGGAACUGGGCUAUGACCUUCUGGGCCAGAUCGGAUCUCUUGAAAAUCACUACUUAUUCAAACAUAAAAACCAUCCCCGAAGGUCUCGAAGGAGUGCCCUGCAUCUCACUAAGAGGUUAUCUGACGAUGAUCGAGUGCUAUGGGCUGAGCAGCAGUAUGAAAAAGAGAGAAGUAAACGGACAGUUCUGAGAGAGUCCGCAUUAAAUCUCUUCAAUGACCCGAUGUGGAACCAGCAGUGGUAUUUGCAAGAUACCAGGAUGACUGCAGCUCUGCCCAAGCUGGACCUCCACGUGAUCCCCGUGUGGCAAAAGGGCAUUACUGGCAAGGGAGUGGUCAUCACUGUGCUGGAUGAUGGCCUGGAGUGGAACCACACGGACAUCUAUGCCAAUUAUGAUCCAGAGGCGAGCUAUGAUUUUAAUGAUAAUGACCAUGACCCAUUUCCCCGGUAUGAUCCCACAAACGAGAACAAACAUGGGACCAGAUGUGCAGGAGAAAUUGCCAUGCAAGCUAAUAAUCACAAGUGUGGGGUCGGAGUUGCAUACAAUUCCAAAGUUGGAGGCAUCAGAAUGCUGGACGGUAUUGUGACCGAUGCUAUUGAAGCCAGUUCCAUAGGCUUCAACCCCGGACAUGUGGAUAUUUACAGUGCCAGCUGGGGCCCUAAUGAUGAUGGAAAAACUGUGGAGGGGCCUGGCAGACUAGCCCAGAAGGCGUUUGAGUAUGGUGUCAAACAGGGGAGACAAGGCAAGGGUUCCAUCUUCGUCUGGGCUUCAGGGAAUGGGGGCCGGCAGGGAGACAACUGUGACUGCGACGGCUACACAGACAGCAUCUACACCAUCUCCAUCAGCAGCGCCUCCCAGCAAGGCCUCUCCCCCUGGUACGCCGAGAAGUGCUCCUCCACGUUGGCCACCUCUUACAGCAGCGGGGAUUACACCGACCAGCGAAUCAUGAGCGCCGACCUGCACAAUGGCUGCACAGAGACCCACACGGGCACCUCGGCCUCCGCACCCCUGGCUGCGGGCAUCUUUGCGCUGGCUCUGGAAGCAAACCCAAAUCUUACCUGGCGAGACAUGCAGCACUUGGUUGUCUGGACCUCUGAGUAUGACCCAUUGGCCAAUAACCCUGGAUGGAAAAAGAAUGGCGCAGGCUUGAUGGUUAAUAGUCGAUUUGGAUUUGGGUUGCUCAAUGCCAAAGCACUGGUAGAUUUAGCUGAUCCUAAGACCUGGAGCAACGUGCCUGAAAAGAAAGAAUGUGUUGUAAAAGACAAUGACUUUGAGCCCAGAGCCCUGCAAGCGAAUGGAGAAGUUAUCAUUGAAAUCCCAACAAGAGCUUGUGAAGGGCAAGAGAAUGCCGUCAAGUCCCUGGAGCAUGUGCAAUUUGAGGCGACCAUCGAAUAUUCCCGCCGAGGAGACCUGCACGUCACACUCACCUCUGCUGCUGGAACCAGCACGGUCUUGUUGGCCGAACGAGAGCGGGACACAUCUCCUAAUGGUUUUAAAAACUGGGAUUUCAUGUCUGUUCACACAUGGGGAGAGAAUCCAGUAGGCACCUGGACCUUGCGAAUUACAGACAUGUCUGGAAGAAUGCAAAAUGAAGGCAGGAUCGUGAAUUGGAAGCUGAUUUUGCACGGGACCUCCUCCCGGCCAGAGCACAUGAACCAGCCCCGCGUGUACACAUCCUACAACACCGUUCAGAAUGACAGGCGCGGCGUGGAGAAGGAGGUGGACUCCGGGGAGGCGCAGCCCUCCCCAGAGAGCCCGAACGAGAAGCCCCUAGGGGCCCAGAGCCCCAGCAGCAGCAGUGUGGGCGACAGACCCAAAGAGAUGGCCAAGGGAGCCCCUUCCCAGGCCAUGCUGCGGCUCCUGCAAAGUGCUUUCAGCCCAAACUCUCCCCGCCAGCUAUCACCAAAGAAGUCUCCCGGUGUGAAGCUCGACAUCCCUUACGAAAACUUCUACGCAGCCCUGGAAAAGCUGAACCAGCCUUCCCAGCUGCGCGACUCCGAGGACAGUCUCUACCACGACUACGUGGACGUUUUCUACAACACGAGGCCCUACCGGCACCGAGACGACCGGCUCCUGCAGGCCCUGGUGAACAUCCUCAAGGAGGAGAAUUAAAGCGGGGCCUCGUCCCGGGCUGGCAAUCCUCACGCUGCUUCCUUCCUCGUAGACUCCGCCCGUGUCUGACGCGGUUGUUUUGUCAUUGAUCCUGACGGUUAUAAUGUCCUUUGUGAUCAUCUUCCUUUUCCUCCCCAAGCAGUGCAUUUGCAGAGAAUGAGCACCAGGAGCGAGACCCAGUGAUCAUGGCUCUUUGCCAACGUGUCCGUGCUGCCCGUGCUGCCUGCGCAUAGAGUGUGGUUUGCUCUUUCUGGAGUGCAGUCCCCACGGAGCUGCCACACCAUAGGAACAUGCCUCUUUAAAUCCUCUCAUUGCUCCAAAGAAAGAACGGGAGCAGAGCCCUGACAACAGAUGUGUUUGUUUGCAGCCGGAGGGAAAGAACAUUUGUCCUAAUAGCUUGCUUCCCACUUUUGACGCGCUAUGGCUGUGACUUCCCCACGAGCCAAUGCUGGCGCGUGAUCAUCGCCUGCCUGUCAGAGUUGAAGGUGCUCCACGGGGUUUUCAGUGGCUGAUUUUGGGGGAGUUGCACCGGGUUAUGUGCUGGGCUGUUAACCU
This is a messenger RNA of Echinops telfairi (small Madagascar hedgehog), 3048 nucleotides long. RefSeq names its product proprotein convertase subtilisin/kexin type 1 (gene PCSK1). Gene Ontology annotation, biological process: protein processing. Lineage: Eukaryota; Metazoa; Chordata; Mammalia; Afrosoricida; Tenrecidae. Gene Ontology annotation, molecular function: serine-type endopeptidase activity. The record is from RefSeq and is a predicted model, not a curated record. Bases 232 to 2493 code for a protein of 753 amino acids. The transcript is spliced from 14 exons. Gene Ontology annotation, cellular component: Golgi membrane; trans-Golgi network.